UUUGAUCGCUAUACAACCAGGACCAUAGGGACCUCAGUUCACACAGCUGGAAUGCAUUCCAGUAACAAAGUGGUGGAAACCAUCUUCAGUUGGAGGGACUCUUCCAGAUUUGGAGCCUUGUUGGAAGAGAUGAUGAUGGGCCUGGGUCCCCUGUUGUUGGUCUUCAUGCUGGGGCCCUGUCUGACCCCACCGGCCCUGGCUCAGGAUGAGAGGUACAGACACUUCCUGGACCAGCACUAUGAUCCCAAGCCACGUGGCCGGAAUGACAGAUACUGUAAUACCAUGAUGAGGAGGCGAGGCUUGACUUCACCCUGCAAAGACACCAACACCUUUAUUCAUGGCACCAGUAACAACAUCAAGGCUGUCUGUGAAGACAAGAAUGAAAAGUCUGAUGGGCAAUUCAGAAUAAGCAAGUCUCCUUUCCAGGUCACUACUUGCAAGCACAGAGGAGCGUCCCCCAAGCCUCCCUGCCGAUACAGAGCCACACCAGGGUUCAGAGACAUAGUUAUUGCCUGUGAACAUGGCUUGCCUGUCCACUUUGAUGAGUCCUUCUACCAUUCAUAACCAGCAGGCGUCUCUGCUCUCUAUUCCUGGCAUUUCCCCACACAACCUAGAACAGAGGUGGCCACAUUCAUUGCCAGGGGCCCAGAAAAUGAGCUGCCUGGAUCUUUGUUUUCUGUUUAACAAUAUGAUAAUAAAUAAAAAUGUCUCUGAAAUCAGUAAGAA
Molecule: messenger RNA, 726 nt
Organism: Pipistrellus kuhlii (Kuhl's pipistrelle)
Lineage: Eukaryota; Metazoa; Chordata; Mammalia; Chiroptera; Vespertilionidae
Product: angiogenin-like
Biological process (GO): innate immune response; antimicrobial humoral immune response mediated by antimicrobial peptide; defense response to Gram-positive bacterium
Molecular function (GO): nucleic acid binding; RNA nuclease activity
Source: RefSeq, a predicted model, not a curated record